Messenger RNA from Rattus rattus (black rat), 378 nucleotides. RefSeq names its product prostate and testis expressed 1 (gene Pate1). Bases 1 to 378 code for a protein of 125 amino acids. The record is from RefSeq and is a predicted model, not a curated record. Lineage: Eukaryota; Metazoa; Chordata; Mammalia; Rodentia; Muridae. The transcript is spliced from 5 exons.
AUGUUCAAGCCCCACUUACUGAGAUGCCUGACCUUACUCUGCUGUUUGAGGGUUUUCUUUGGGUCGCUUCCACGUGAUGCUAACAAACCUGAUAAAGUACUCAUUCAUGAAAAUAACAAUGUUGUGGAAAUUGUGCAGUGCAGGAUGUGCCACCUCCAGUUCCCAGGAGAAAAGUGCAGCAGAGGUAGAGGAAUAUGUACUGCAACAGUAGAAGAGGCCUGCAUGACUGGAAAAAUCUUCAAAAAGGAUGGUACCAUGUGGUUAAAAUUCAUGGGCUGCUUAAAGAACUGUGCUAAUGUGAAAAAAAUAAAAUGGGGCAUCUAUCUGGUGGACUUCAGAUGCUGCCGGGGCCACGACAUGUGCAAUGAAAGGUUUUAG